AGUAUAUUUUGCACUAUUAAGAUGCAUUAUUGGACAGAUAAUUAUUAUCCUAUUGAGUGUUCAAACAUGUAAAUUUAUAUAACUAUUAUGUAUUUUUGUACUAAUGUUUGUAUUGUACAACAGUCUGUAUACCUGAACCAGUUGCAGGCCAUUUUGAACAUUGUUAAGGCAUUGUCAGCACUUUUAAUAGGUUGCACAACAUUCAGGUCGCGCAAUGAGUUGUGUGCAAAACUGGUUAGCGCACGUGGGUCGCGCAACAAUCUACUUUUGCACACCACCCUAGCUGCGCAAACAGAAGGGUAUAUAAGCUGGGAACUUUUCUAGCUGGGUUAGUUUUUGAGGAGUUUUGGAGUGAGUUGGAGUUGGUUGAAACUUUAGAAGACAUGCAUAAAUAAAUUCGAGGACUGGACAAGGAAGGAAGAACGAAAGACAAAAUCAUUGACUUAAAAUGGCGGACUAUAGACAAUUAGUGUUUAUUUUUGUAUCAUUGAACUGCAUUAGUGUACACAUAGCAAAGUCAGUUAGCAGCACGUGCAAUGCAGACGAGUUUCUGCAAGCGGAAACAGGAAGUUGUGUCGCGUGCACGGUUUGUGACAUAAAAUUAGAGCUAGUCACGUGGAUUCCGUGCGCAAAUGACAGUGACACGAUAUGCGGUCCACAAUUAAACUUAGUUGAUCCUACAAAUAUCAAAAUAAAAAGUCAUGCUAAACAUAAUAUUGUGCUUAAUGACAAUGGGAGUUCAACUGAAGUGAAGAAAUGGAAGACAAUAGAGAACAUAAUGGCCGGCGUUCUUAUUGGUGUUGGAUUCACAUGCGUCAUUGUAGUCGUCACAGUGUGCGUUUUACGUCGACGUCGUCGGAGAGAUUCACAAUGGAAAAAACUGACAUUAUGUCCGUACAAUAUCAGGCGUGAUGAAGGUGUAAGAUCUAUUCAAGAAAUAGCCGAGGACAGAGAAAUUAUUAUUCAGCAGCACGGAAAUACGUACGUGAAGACGGAAGAUAUCCUGACCACUACGUGCCCUCUUCAGUCAACUGUAUAGUAUACGUGUCAAAAACAAUGAAAAAAUAUGCGACUUUUGUUAACGUGAAAAGCUGGUGCUAAUGGUAAGAUGUGCAAAGUCAAAAGUCGUCGAGCAAUUAAAUGCAUUUUACCUUUAAUAAUUGGUGUAUGAAUAUCAAUGAUCAAUGAAAUAGCAGGUUUUAACAGCGGACUAUAAGCUGGAAGCUAUACCACACCAGGCAUGCAAAUAUAUAUGUACUGUGACGUCCCAGAUAUGUAUUACAUACAUGUAUGUACCUUGAUAUCGCUAGUGCAUUGUUGAAACUGCCGUGUUCCAUCAGAAAAAAACAGGAUACAAUAUUCCAUACACCUAGCUGGGGCCAUCAAUAAGCAUGAAAUAUAUAUGUAAACAUAUAUUAUGUGUAAAAUAUGAAUUUUGUCUUUUUGGCUUGCAGCCUUUAUGAUAUACAAAUACAGUAAUUAAAAAAAAAUGUGAUAAUAAAUUGAAACCAAAAAAAAAACAAUUUUAAAGGGUUGGGAUGAUGGCACAACUGUGCAAGCCUUUCCUUUUAAAAGGAAACUUUAUUUCUUUUGGAACUUCUUCCCUAUUGCGCAAUCGAAACAUUUCGGUCCAUUCCGUCAUACUUCGGUAAAGGAAUGUUGAAUGGUAAUCUGCGAGAUAUUCCACAUAGUAUUUUCCACCGGACUCCUCCGAAAGUUGAGAUUGAAGUACUUUUACAUUUUAUUUCCAUCAUUAUAUUUUUUUUCAUAUGGAACUUUCUAACUCCAAUGUGGACGAUAUGAUAUGAUUUAGUCUUUAACAUAUCAUAUGUGUUGUUUGCAGUGUUAAUUGAUUGCAUAUGUAUGUAUGCAUUGUGUUGUAACUUUUUCCCAUUGUCAUGUAUAACAUUGUUUUUUUUUAAUUUGCGAUGAUCCACGAUACAGUGAAAAUGACUGUAUAAAUGUACAUGCAUAUCUGCGGCUAUCAGUUGCUUUUGUCAACAUGGCAUUUACAAAAGUCGGAAUAAAUUAACACGUGACAAAUGUCAAAUCAAGUCAGUGCCAGAAUAAAAUGUCUACAACACGUGCACAAAUAAAUACAAUAAAAAUGUAUGAAAUACAACAAGUGGUAAAACAUGCAUUAUGUAUAGGUUAGUGUUUAAUAAUAUGCAUUAACAAAAAUAAUUGGUCAAGCCUGCCGCAGGCAGGCGACCAAUUAUUUUUGUUAAUGCAUAUUAUUAAACAUUAACCUAUUUAAUGAUCAACAUUAUUUUUUUCAACUAACAACAAGGCAUUUCUGUAAAUCACCGAAAGCUCCGCCCUUUCGCUCUACAACAUGUCUACACCUUGUCAAGUUGCUAACAUGUCACAUUUAGAUAAGCUAAAAAAAUGGCCCAGGCACAUUUUCUACUGAAAUGUCACAGAAUUUAUACCUUUAUCUACAGUAAGACUAUCAUGUUUAUAAUAUAUCUGGAAAAAACCAGCGAGGAAAACGAUGCAAUUAGGUGAAAACAAUGGAGUUAAUGAAAUGUGUACAUCCUUUUAAAAUAAAUGGAAAAUGUGAGAAAAAAUACAUUACAGAUUAUUCAUUGAUACAAAUUCGUUAUUAGCUUCAAGUUAUUCACUAACAUUUAAAAUCCCUAUUGAUUUGCUCAUUUGAAAAACAGUUCAUUUUUUCUGUGUGAAGGGGGUCCAUUUUCAAUGAGUUUUCCAGCCAAAAAAUGUAAUCAUUGUAUUCUUGAUAUCAAUGACUGUUAAUGCAGUUUAUUCCUAUCAAGUGAAAGAAAAUAAUGUUUUGGUUACUUUUCUAUACAAUAUAAAGUUUAAAACAGUCAGCAAUUUAUAACAGUCAUUUUUCUUAGAGUUCAAAGGAUAUAAAAAAGUUAAUAUGCAAUCAUUUGUCUCUGCGUACCCAACAUGUAUUAUCUAUGUAAUAAAUCAGUUGAUUGUAUCCACCUGACCUCUACUAAUUUUUUUAUGUUGGCAUUGUUUUGCUAACUUUGACAUUUUACAACAAUACCUCUAACUCCUCCCUAAUAUAAUGCAUUAUUGAAAUUUGUUAGACUGCGGUUAGACGACAGAUUAAGUGAAUUUUAUUUAGUUAGUACACCGAUAAACCUGAAAAUUUACAGUGUCUUUUGAAUGUUUUUAAUACUUGGUGUGCUGAAAAUAAAAUGUGUAUUAAUAUUGACAAAUCCAAGAUUGUUCAAUUUAGAAACCCGUCUGUAAGAAAAAGUGAUUUUGUAUUUCGAUGUGGAGAUUCAGAAAUUGAGUAUGCCUCUCAGUACAAGUACUUAGGUCUUGUUUUGACUGAACAUUUAGAUUAUUCGGUCACAGCGAAAUGCGUUGCUAAAUCUGCCGGAAGGGCCUUGGGUUUGCUUAUAGCGAGGGAACGCUCAGUUGGUGGAUUUCCAUAUCAAGCAUUUACCAAACUUUAUGAUUCUUCUAUUGUACCAAUUAUUACAUAUGGCUCUGGUAUAUGGGCAACUGAAGACUUUAAAUGUAUUAAUGCAAUUCAGCAUAGAGCAGCAAGAUAUUUUUUGAACGUUGGUAAAUAUACUUCAAAUGCUGCUGUAAAUGGUGAUAUUGGGUGGCAACCAAUGAUUUGUAAGGUUAAAAAAACAGUUGUACAUUUAUGGUCUAGAUUAGUUAAUAUGUCAAGUGAAAGACUAAACAGAAAAGUGUUUGUUUGGUCAAAUAAUGCAAGUAAUAGAAACUGUAAAAAUUGGAAUUUUAAAGUUGUUAACAUGUUUUUGAAGUAUGAUUUAAAUGAACAUGUACAUAUUAGCAGGUUUGCGUCUAAGCAUGAAAUAUGUGGAAAACUUGUUCCAAAAUUACAUGUAUAUGAAGAAUAUGUCAUGUCAUGGCAUGCCGAUGUUAAUCGUGUUAAUGCACAGAGAGGAAAUGGUAGAAAUAAACUUAGGUUCUACCGAUUAUUCAAAACCUCUUUUCAUGUUGAACCAUACUGUAAAUUAGUGUUAAAUAGAUAACAUAGAGGUGCACUUGCAAAAUUUCGUAGUGGAACAGCCCCAAUCAAUGUUAAGAUUGGAAGAUAUAAUAAUGUCUUGUUAGAGAAUAGAAAAUGUUCUUUUUGUCACAAUAUUGGAAUUAAUGUAAUUGAGGAUGAGAUGCACGUGUUACUACACUGUCCUUUGUAUAUUGAUUUAAGACAACAGCUUUAUUUUAAGGCUUGUCAACAUUUUGCUAAUUUUGAUAGUGUAGAUGAUGUUGAAAAGAUAAGGAUACUUCUGAAUGAGGAGGCCAUUGUUAAUUGCUGUGCCAAAACCUGCUUUCAAAUGUUAGAAAAGCGUCGUGAUAGUUUGUAUACUGGAUAAUAUUAAACUGUACUAUAUUUUUUUUAUUGUAUAUAAACAUUGUUUUAGUAUAUGAACAUUGUUUUAGUAUAUGAACAUUGUUUUAGUAUAUGAACAUUGUUUUAUCUUGCUCUAGAAAACCUUUUUAAUAAUUCAUAUGUCUGAUUAGAUCAGUCCUGUGCUUUUACUGUUUAGACCAUUUUGUAAUGUUGAGCUUUAUAAACUAUUCCUUUUAAAGAUAUUCUGGGUUUAAAUUUAAAAAAAAAACAACAAAAAAUAACGACAGAUUAUCAUUAAGAAGAGUUUUCUAGGUCAUAGCAUUUAGAAUAUGUGUAUAUAUAUGGUAAAGAAAUUAGUAUAGUUUAGAACCGAAAAAUAAGGAGGGUUUGUUUUUGGUUAUACAAAUCAAUGCCAAGUCAUAAUUUUGACACAACCACUGUUGUUAUAGAACAUGAAUAUUUGGGUCUUCAUACAGUUUAGCACAUUACAGUUUUCUGAACUAUUUUGUUUAUGAUUAAAUUUUUCAGCCUUUUUUCUAUGGGAUAGACAGAGUAGUUUUAAUUUUAACUUUACUCAAAUAUGAAUACUUGCCAAGAUCUUUGAAUUGACAAAGUUAUGAUUAAGAACAAACUCAGAUGACAUUUCAUUUCAUUUCUUUUUCUGUAUAUGUACAUUAAGUGAGUUGUCAUUAAAAUAUGUGAUAGAGUUUUUAAGAAUGUGAAAAUGUAUAGUUUUUAAAUAGUCUCUAGCAAAUCAAACAUUUGAUUGGUUUCAUAUAUGUAUGCCAUUUGUUUUAUCCUGUAUUUUAUAUUGAUUGAUAUGUACAUAUAUGUUAUUGAGACUUAAAUAAAUAAAUGAAUAAAAAAUAAAAUAAAAAAGUACACAUUAACCAAAGUUAGACAAAGUAGAAAUUUGAAAAAUACUACAAUGUGAUUGGACAAAAAAUAAUGUUGAUCAUUAAGGAUGGUAUCAAGUAAUUAAUUCAUUGACAUUUAUUGAUAUAUUUAUUUAAUGUUUUAUUUUGUUUUCUUUGUAACUCCAUAUAUAUAUCGUUAUCGUGCUACAUAUGUUUUUUUUAUAUUUUAUAUAUCUUUAAAGAAAUAAAUUUUGUUGGU
This is a messenger RNA of Ruditapes philippinarum (Manila clam), 5428 nucleotides long. RefSeq lists its product as uncharacterized. Gene Ontology annotation, molecular function: protein binding. The record is from RefSeq and is a predicted model, not a curated record. Bases 449 to 1039 code for a protein of 196 amino acids. The transcript is spliced from 3 exons. Lineage: Eukaryota; Metazoa; Mollusca; Bivalvia; Venerida; Veneridae.